Molecule: messenger RNA, 854 nt
Organism: Salvia miltiorrhiza (redroot sage)
Lineage: Eukaryota; Viridiplantae; Streptophyta; Magnoliopsida; Lamiales; Lamiaceae
Exons: 1
Coding region: 218-667 (149 amino acids)
Source: RefSeq, a predicted model, not a curated record
AAAUCAUGGUCUUCUUGUCUUGAAUAAAUCUAGAAAUCAAACAGUUGUACAUAAAAAGCUUGUUUCUUAUUGCAUUUAUUAAUUUAUGCACACAAAGAUUUUAAAAUCCUUGCAUGCACAUGCAACUCCCACUAUCCUAUAUAAAGGCCCCUCACACUGCAUGUGAUCAUUAGGCCAAGAAAGAAAAAACAAAACCCCCCUCAAACCUCAAAAUCUGAUGGCUUCUUCAAUGGCAUGCAGCUUGAACAUGUUGAAGAACGAACAAAAUCCAAGAAUCUCAUUCUCGAACGACUUCGGUGAUUCUAAGCAGCUCGAAAACAGCUACCGGGAGGCUCCGGUGUCGGCCGAUUUUGAGUUCUCGGCGCCUAGCUACACCAUGAUCGCCGCCGAUGAGAUUUUCUCCAAGGGGAAGAUUCUCCCCUUGAAGGAGAACUGCAACACAUUGCGCGAUGAGCUGCUCUCCGGCGACGACGAUUUCGAGGGGCUGCCGGCGAAGGGGGCUAGCCGGUGGAGGGAGAGGUUGGGGCUCAAGAGAUUUAAUGCUGUUGGGCCUAAGAAAUCUGGUGGUGGUAAGAGUUUGGGAAGCAUAGAUGAGCUCAAGAUUCAAGACAUCAUUCAUCAUCAUGAGGCUGCUCAUAGUUAUUCUAUUUUUGAUUUCAAAGCUUAAUUACAACACAAUUCAAUUGUGUGUAAAGUUUAGUUUUUGCUCAUCUUAAUUUGUGAUGCACAUUUUUCAAAUCAUUGUUUUUUUUUUUGUGUGUGUCAGUCAAUGGUAGUGGGGAUUAUUAAUGUGGUGAUUGGUGUAAAGAGAUAUUAUUAAGGAUGUAUGAAUAUGAUGAUCUGUGUGUAGACAA